Messenger RNA from Ylistrum balloti, 4947 nucleotides. Its product is annotated as orexin receptor type 2-like. The coding region runs from base 918 to 2075 and encodes 385 amino acids. Gene Ontology annotation, cellular component: membrane. The record is from RefSeq and is a predicted model, not a curated record. NCBI's taxonomy places the organism in Eukaryota, Metazoa, Mollusca, Bivalvia, Pectinida, Pectinidae. Gene Ontology annotation, biological process: neuropeptide signaling pathway. The transcript has a single exon. Gene Ontology annotation, molecular function: neuropeptide receptor activity.
GUGAUCCGCGAAAACCUCUCAUGAAAUUAAAAUUAACUUUUGAAAUCUUUCCUCGGUUUCAUGAAGAAAGCAACGAUGUUGCUUUGAAAACUGCAUGAGAGGUACGAGUAAAAUAUCGUUUAUGAAAUCAAUAUGGAAGUGUGUUUCUGAAAUGAAGCAGCUGUGCUUUUGGAAUGCUAUCAUAAAGUGUGAAUCAACUUUGGCUGUGUUACGCUGAUUUAUAUACAAAGGGCGUAUACAAGCUCCAGUCGGAAUUCUGCAUUACACCAUAGGGACGGAUGUUAAUCAGUCAUUAACCUGGAAAUUUCCUUUAUCCGAUGUCAGCAGUGACUUUUAAAAUGAACUAAAACUGUUUCCGAUUGGUUGUUCUAAGAUUGUGCCUCGUGUUCUACACACAUCAAGAGAUCGACAAGUGAGGUGACCGAAACAUUUUGUAAUAUACGUAUAUACAAUAUAUGUUGGAAACCCCACUUUUUUCUCACUAAAUGAUUUAAUACAAUAUUCCAUAUGUAUGAUUGUUCGGUCUAUGAAUUUCAAUAUCUACAGCACACGGAUCAAAACAUGGGUUGUUGUGUGAUUACUACCAUACGGGAACAACUGAUGGUGAUUUAACGGCGUGCCUUACGAAGAUUCAAGGACACUGAUACUUUUGCAGUUCUAAGGCCUAAUAAACUGGAUUGUUUCUAAUUUGUUGUGAAAUUUCUCGGACGUGAGUAAAGGGACAUAUUAUUUCCACUUGGAUAUUUUAUAGAUUUACAUUUUGGUUGUAAAUGAAAAAAAUACCAGCUUUAUAACUAAGACAAGGAAGUGUAUACCCAUUUUCUUUUGUAACGCAACAGAGCCGCUACCAUCUCAAACAUAACCAUAUAUUGUGUUGAAUUUACCAUUCACGAUAUUUCGUUUGGUGGUACUGUAUAAUGGAAUCUAACGUGACAAAAGUAACGGUGAUAGCCUGUCAUAAAUGGCUACACGAAUUCAACUUCGACAAUAACACUGAUCUCAAAGAUGUCAACAACGCCUUUAUGUUAAGGAAUAUCGGUGGUAUUAUACUAAUUGGCAUUUUGACCAUAUUUGGAGUAAUAGGGAAUUUCCUUGUUUUGUGGAUCUAUCUGAUGCGAUUCCGACAGUCCAAUUACAGGACAUAUGUAAUCUGGUUAUCAUCACUAGAUAUGGUCAAUUGUUUAGGAGUAAUGCCUUUUUAUUUUACAUAUCUGUGUUUCCCUUUGAUAUUGGGAUCUAAGUACAUUUGCAAGACCGGACGAGCCGGAAGUUAUGUCAUCAAUCUAUCGUCUGCGUUGUUGCUCAUGGUGAUUGCUGGGGACAGAUACCGCAAAAUUUGCUCUCCUAACAAACGUCAACUUUCUGGUAAGCAAGCCAAGGUGUGCUGUUUCGUUGGGUUGAUAGUGUCUAUAUUCUUAUCAUGGCCGACAUUUGUGAUGUUUGGUAAGAACGCCGUUGAGAUUGGUCUGAACGACCUUCGAGGCUACAGGUGUUUGGUUGAAGAUGAAUACGCCGAUUCUAUGUAUAUGAAGGUGUUUCAGGUGAUUAUGUCAACUAUCGCCCUAACUGUCACAAUUACACUAACGCUGAUGUACAGUUUAAUUGUUAAAGGAUUGUACAGCCACAAGAAAUAUUUCAUAGGUGCUCAAGGAUCAGUAAAAUCUAGGAAAGCUUGUCCGAUUCCUGCGGAAAUGUUGGAUCGUUCUACAAGGAAAUCCACCAUGACACUUUUAGCUGUGACGCUAAGUUUUAUCCUCAGCUUCCUUCCACACCACGUUCUUGCCAUAGCGUUUUUCAUGAACAAGACAUUUGAGUGUUCUCUUGGUUUUUCUGGUGGAGCAGCAUACUACACAUUUGUAUGGAUGGUUUUCUUUAACACGGCUGCCGACCCGGUUAUCUAUGGAUUUUCUGAUAAAAGAUUCCGAUAUGAACUCAAGCGUAUGUGCAUACUUAUACGAAAGGGUCAGUGGUCAUUCAAAUCGCGAAGGUCUGAAAGGUCAAUGAGGUCACAAAGAUCUUCAAGGUCUCCGAAUUUCCUAAAAUCUAGCAAGCGGGUACAUUUCGCUUUUGAUUGAUAUGACUAUCCUUGGUAUGUUAUAACCUUAAACUGAAGUUUGUAAAUCAUUAUACAGAGGAAUUGGGGAUUGGACGACUUCUCUUGAGAACAUAUUUUUUUUAUCUCUUUGCUUCAUUUGCUCUUGAUAUUUGAUUGGUCCAUCUAUGUCACCAGUUUGUUAAAAAACUUAUAAUUUAUGGUAUUACCUGAAAUGCAACAUAGGCAAAGACAAAUUAAUAUGGAACUUGUCUUUUUUAGACCGAAAAACGCUCUUGUAACAAGUACUAAUCAUACUAGAAAUGAAACAAAAAAAGAAAUAUUAAACAUGACUUAACAAGUUUUUAAUAGACAAGACAUCAUGUGUCGUGACAUUCCAUGCUUUAAGGUGUGUUUGAUGACACAACCAACGGUACCAUACAAUGUUCUCGGGUAAUUGAUUUAUAUAGAAUCAUUUAAUGGUUUGUAUCAAAGUAAGAUCACCGAAUAAAAAUUAAAAACAAAAAAGGUAUUUUAACAUUGCUGUAUUUUAUCAUAGAUUAUAAAUAGUAUAAAACGAAAUCAGAAAAAAAAUGUCAUCCAGUCAAAACAAUAUGGCUGAAAUUGGUUGAAACAUUUCCACCAUGAUUAAAUAAUAUCGUCGCUUUGAUUUGUGUUCAGUUGUAUUCUUUGUAAGUAAAAUACACACACAUAUGUACAUUCAUAGCAUCGUACCAAAGAUUCGUUUACUGAUAUUUAACAAAUAAUUGAUGUAAUAUUUCUAUGUUAAUAAACAGGUAUCUUUACCUUUAUAACGAUAUGUUUAUAUAGUAAUAUAUGUUUACCUCAUAGUGGGAUAGCAUUUAAUUGUUCAUUCACAUUCUUCCCGGUUGAUGUCAUAAAUAUCAUAUUGAUACCACAUACCUACUUAAAUGACUUCAGACUUUUCUUGAUCGUAUAAUUUUAUUGAAACAAAACAUUUCAAUCUGUAUGUAUUUUUUAUACCUAUAUAUUGUCAUAUAUAAACCUGUAUUCAAUUUGAUGAUCCAAUAUCUCGUUAAUUAUCUCUGUGAUAUGUUCCCGAGUUCGCGUGUAUUAUUAAGCAUUGUCAUCAAAAUGUACUAUUACCUAUACAAUAAAACGUGUUAUUUCCACUGGGCUCUAUAAACAUAUUUGAAAAUAAAAUAUUUUGAAUAUAGAACUAUAAUUCGUUUAGUACAUCCGUAUUGCUGCUAGCUUUCGUCAAACCGUAAAAAUAAGACCCAUCGCGGAAAUUUAACAUGCACAGUAGUUUACUUACAAUAUGGCUUUGCUUUGUAAACAUGAUUUUGGAUAUUACAGAGGGUUUUGAUAUAGUAACAAAUGCAUAUAAUGUCCCUUACAAACCUCACUAUGAUCUCAGUAAAACUUAUAUAGAUAAUCUAUAACAAAAUAUCAAUAAAUAUUUUUUACAAGGUAGUUAUUAUGAAGAUAAACAAGAACAUAUUUAACUGAAAAUCUUAAUUCUGCAAGAAAUCAAAUGUGAUAUUUUAAAAGAUUAGUGUGUCAAAAUUAUUAACGCUGUUGGUUUCUGGAGAACACGAGAAAUUUUCAACAUCAGUAUCAAUUCAAAAUGUCCAUUUUAUUACAGCCAUGCCUAUAUGAUAACCACUGUUAAAACUGCCGAUGUUUGAAAUUACUAAAACCUUGAAACCAAAACGAUGUACUUUUAAGGGAUGUCUUGCAAUGUACAAUAAAUUCUGUAUGAAAGAUUUUAUGUUAUCCUCGGAAUAAGCUAAAAUUUCAAACCCCCGAAAAUAACAACAUUUACAGUAUGCCAUCAUAGUUCUUACUGUUACUGUAUGAAAUGUAGUAUCUGUACACUGUAACACGUCCUCCUUGAUGACAAUUAGUAGUUUGUUUAAAUAAAGUAUAAGAAUGAGGAAAGUCUGUUUGUUAAACAAGCAAAUUUGUCUUAUAAUCCAUGUCGUGUAAUAGUGCCAGAAAAUGGCAGACAUAGAGGGCGGCGAAAACAUGUUCAAGCUGAUAGUCUACUUUACUUAUAACAUGUGUUUAUAAAUAUUAACGCUGUACGAGCUAUUAUUAUAUCUAAAGAUAAAAUAUUUGCACUAUGUUUAAAGAGGUAAAAACCGAACGCUUGGCACCAGCUUAUAUCUCAGUUUUCAAUACUAAUAACAGCAAUUUCUCAUAUUUGGCUACAGCGAUACAAUAUUCAAGCAUCUCAGUUAUGGAGAACCGGAUAAAAGCAUACCCGAGUCUUUGUCUUUUCUUUUUUUGUAUGGGGCAAGUUUUCAUAACUGUGAACUUUAUACUGUUUUUGAAAAAUGCAUGGAUACCUCAUUGAUGUGUACUUUUGAAUGAAGACAACGGGUUAAAUGAACAGUUUACAGCUGAUUUUUGAUCAGGUAGCAUUGCUUGUUGUCUCCUAGUUAUCUUAAAUGACAAUGCGGUUAACUUAUUCCUUGCAUUGCCUGAUUAACGUCCCAUACUGGUAUAUGUAUUGUGUUUUGAUUGGAUAAAGGCCGUCUUAACGGUCAUAUAAUUAACGAUGCUCUAAGAGCAUUAAACUUAAAGCUUUAAAAAUGUUGUUAACAUGAAUAAAUUUGCCUGAUUAACGUCCCAUACUGGUAUAUGUAUUGUGUUUUGAUUGGAUAAAGGCCGUCUUAACGGUCAUAUAAUUAACGAUGCUCUAAGAGCAUUAAACUUAAAGCUUUAAAAAUGUUGUUAACAUGAAUAAAUUUGACUCUGUCAGAAAGGAAAAACUGGUUUCGGUUUACGAUUUUGUUUUUGUUUCUUUCGCAUUUUUGUUUUACCUUUUUUUAUUGCUUUUUUCUUAUUAUACGUAACUUGAUAAGAGGUUGUAAUUAUUUGAAAUCACCAACUAGGACAAUAAUAUGUUCAUACCGCUGUUAAUG